Molecule: messenger RNA, 7308 nt
Organism: Phasianus colchicus (ring-necked pheasant)
Lineage: Eukaryota; Metazoa; Chordata; Aves; Galliformes; Phasianidae
Gene: ZBTB4
Product: zinc finger and BTB domain containing 4
Biological process (GO): regulation of transcription by RNA polymerase II
Cellular component (GO): nucleus
Molecular function (GO): protein binding; DNA-binding transcription factor activity, RNA polymerase II-specific
Source: RefSeq, a predicted model, not a curated record
CACGGCGUCACCCCUCUGCUGGUUGUCCCCACGGCGUCACCUAACGCUGCCUGUCCCCGCCGCGCCGCUCCUCCAUUGCUUGCCCCCAGUGUCACCCCAACGCCUCGUGGCCCCACGGCGUCACCCAACCACCCGUCGUGUCCCCGUAGUGCCACCCCUGUUGGUUGUCCCCAUAGUGUCACCCCAACGCCCCCUGUCCCCGCUGUCAGCCCUCUGCUGGUUGUCCCCACGGUGUCACCGACACCGUCCGUCCCAACCUGCCACCCCUCCGCCGGUUGUUUCUUCGGUGCCAUCCCGACGCCACCCGUCCCCCUGCGUCCCUUCCACCCGUUGUCCCCAUAGCGCCACACCUCCCUCUCGUCCCUCAGUGCCACCCCAACACCGAUUCUCCCCGUGGUGUCACCCUAAUGGUGUCACCCCAACACCUCCUGGCCCCACGGCAUCACCCAACCACCCGUGGUCUCCCCGUAGUGCCACCCCUGUUGGUUGUCCCCAUAGUGUCACCCCAACGCCUCCUGUCCCCGGUGUCACCCCUUUUCUAGUUGUCCCCAUGAUGUCACCUAACACUGCAUGUCCCCACUGUGUCACUCCUCCGUUGGUUGCCCCUCAGUGUCACCCCAACUCCAGUUGUUCCCACGGUGUCACUUCUCUGUCGUUUAUCCCCACAGUUUCCACCCCCCUGCUGGUUGUCCCCACAGUGCCAACCUUCUUCCAGUUGUUCCCACGGUGUCACCAACACCGCCUGUCCCAACGUGUCACCUGUCUGCCGGUUGUUUCUUAAGUGUCACCUCGCUGCUGGUUGUCCCCACGGUGACAUUCCAACAGUUCCUGUCCUCGUUGUGCCACCCCCCCUCCAGUUGUCCCCAUAGUGUCACCCCUCCACUGGUUGUUUCUUCAGUGUCACCACCAGUUGUCCCGCCAGUGCCACCCCUCCACCUGUUGUCCCCAUGGUGUCACCCCAAAACCAACUGUCCCCAUAGUGUCACCCCUCCACCUGUUGUCCCCAUCAUGUCACCCUUCUGCCAGUUGUUUCCUCAGUGUCACCUUCCUACCGCUUGUCCCCAUGGUGUCACACCAACGCUGCCUGUCCCCGUAGUGUCACCCCUCCACUGGUUGUCCCCACAGUGCCACCCCUCUGCUGGUUUUUCCUUCAGUGUCACCUCACUGCCAUUCAUCCCUGUCACUCCAGCACUUCCUGUCCCAAUAAUGUCACCCUUCUGCCAGUUGUUUUGCUGCUGUCGCCCCUCUGCCUCCUGUCCCACAGUGUAACCCCCUGACGGUUGUUCCCCCCUUGUCACCCCAGUGCCAGUUGCUCCCACAGCAUCACCCCCAACCUCUGGUUGUUCUCCCAGUGUCACCCUCCUCCAGUUGCUCCCCCCACUUGUCCCCUGCUCCUCCCAUAGUGUUGUCACACGGCCUCCAGGUGACACUGUACACGCUCCCUGACCAUUCUCUACCGAUGUCACUCCUCUCAUGUCACCCAGCCAUCGCGUCACCUGGCUGCUGUUACCCCCCCUGGUGACAGUGUCACCUCUUCUCUGUCCCCAGGGUCACCCCAUUGUCACCCCGUUGUCACUCACAGCCCCACGUGGUGCUGCCUGUGCCUGCUGCUAUCGAGGGUGACCACCCCCAUCCCCACCGGUGGUGACAGUACUGUGCUGGGUGACACGUGGCUGUAUGCCCCCCCCCAGUCACAGCUGGUGGCCCCUGAAUCACAACUGGUGGCCACAGAGUCACGCUUAUUGGCUGCUAAGUGACAACCGGUGGCUACCAAACCACACUGGAUGACAGCUGGUGACAGCCAAACCAGUGGCCAUCAGUCACAGUCAGCGGCUCCUGGACUACAACCAGAGGUGGCCAAACUACAACUGAUGGCUAAGUUACAACCAGCUGACUGAUUUACAACCGGUGGCCACUACAUUGCAGCCUGUGGCCACUCACUUACAAGCGGUGGUUGUUAAAUUUCAGCUGGUGACCACUCAAUCACAACCAGUGGCUGCUAAAUGACAACUGGUGGCCACCAAAUCACAACCAGUGGCUGCUAAACGACAACCUGUGUCUACCAAAUCACAACCGGUGGUCACUGAAUGACAGCUCAUGGCUGCUAAACAACAACUGGCGGCCCCUAAGUCACCACUGGUGGCUAAUAGCUUACAACCAGCGGUGAGUUUCAACUAGUGGCCACUAAAUUGCAGCUGAUGGCUUAUCAAGUUACAACCAGCAGACACUGACUUAGAGUUGGUGACUGCUAAAUUACAGCCGGUGGCCGCCAAAUCACAACCAGCUGCCACUCAAUCACAGCUGGUGGCCACUAAAUCACAGGUAGCGGCUGCUGAAUCACAACCAGCAGCUCCUGAAUGCCACCCUGCAGCGCUGUCACCCCGCCAGCUGUAGCUGCAACCCCACAACUGGACACUGUUAGGGCUGUUGUGGGGCUGUUGUGGGGCUGUUGUGGGGUUGUUGUGGGGUUGUCAUGGUGAUGUCAUGGGGUUGUAAGGUUGUCAUGGUGGUGUCACAGGGUUAUUGUGGGGUGUUGUGGCGUUGUUCUGGGGCUGCCAUGUGGAUGCUGUUGUUUGCUGUGGGUCUGCCACGUUGUCACCAUGCUGUUGCUACGGUUGUGACAACGCUGUGUCCUUACAGGUGGCCGUGCCGGCUGUGACCCCCCGCCGAAACGCCCGGCAACAACCGCCCCGCUCGGUCCAUGAGGGCCCCGCUCACAGCAGGUGUGGCGCGCGGGGAUGGCAGCGGUGGAGGUGUCGGACGCGGGGCACAGCCGGGCGCUGCUGCUGGAGCUGAACGAGCAGCGCCUGCGGGGACAGUUCUGCGACGUCACCCUCAUUGCGGGGGACACCAAGUUCCGCGCCCACCAGAACGUGCUGGCCGCCUGUAGCCCCUACUUCCGGGAGGCCCUGGGGGCGGCUGCCUGUACCCCCGCCGCGGUGUUGGAGCUGCCGGGGGUGCAGGCGGCGGUGCUGGCCGACGUCCUCAACUUCAUCUACAACGCACGCCUGGCCGUCCCCUCGCCGGCUGUAGCCCGCGAGCUGGGGGCUGUAGGCCGGCGCUUGGGCAUCGCCACCCUCCAGGGGUUGGAGGGCCACCACAACACCGCCUGGAGUCCUCCGACUGCCGGUGACGCCUCUGCCACCACCACGGAGGGACUGGCAGCGCCGGUUGACCUGACAACGUGCGGCGGUCGUCCCAGCGAGGUGACGGAGACAGUGCCAUCAGAGGCACCACCACCGGUGGCUGUAAUCGCAUCGCCAGGUGUAGUGUCGCCAGGUGUAGCCUCGCUGGGUGUCACAUCGCCGGGUGUAGCACCGCCAAGUGUAGCCUCACUGGGUGUCACCUCACCAGGUGUAGCACCACCAAGUGUAGCCUCGCUGGGUGUCACAUCGCCGGGUGUAGCACCGCCGAGCGUAGCCUCACUGGGUGUCACAUCAUCGGGUGUAGCACCGCCAAGUGUAGCCUCACUGGGUGCCACGUCGCCAGGUGUAGCGCCGCCGAGUGUAGCCUCACUGGGUGUCACAUCGCCAGGUGUUGCACUGCCAGGUGUUGUGUCCCUGGGUGUCACCUCACCGGGUGUUGCGUUGCCGGGCGUAGUGUCCCUGGGUGUAGCGUCACCGGGUGUCGCGUUGCCAGGUGUAGUGUCGCCAGGCGCAGCACCGCCAGGUGUAGCUUCUCUGAGCGUAGUACCACCAGGUGUGGUGUCACCGGGCGUAGCAUCCCUUGGUUUAGCAUCACCAGGUGUAGCCUCACCAGGUGUGGUUUCACCGGGCGUAGCGCCGCCGGGUGUGGCAUCCCUGGGUGUAGCAUCGCCGGGUGUCACGUCACCGGGUGUGGCAUCGCUGGGUGUCACCUCUCUGGGUGUAGCGCUGCCGGGUGUCGCGUCGCCAGGUGUCGCGCUGCUGGGUGUGACAUCACCGGGUGUAGCCUCGCCGGGUGUAGCAUCCCCUGGCACAGCCUCCCCGUCCCCGCUGCGCUGCGGGCUGUGCGGCCGGGUGUUCGGCACCGCGGCGGCGCUGGGGCUGCACAGCAAGCUGCACCGCGCGCGGCGGGGGUUGGCGUGCCGCCACUGCGGGAAGAGCUUCAUCCACGUCAAGAGGCUGCAGACGCACGAGGUGUUGUGCGAGAAGGACGGCGCGGACAACACCGCGACCGCUGCCGGCACGGCGACGGCAGCACCGCCAACACCGCCACAACCACCGCCAACACCGCAACCGCCAAGCAAGAAGGCGCUGCUGCUUCGACACCGCGCGCUGGAGGUGGCUGAGCCGGAGCGCGGAGAGCCGGCAGCCGGCAGCACGGCGGCGGACAACCGGCGCACGGUGUACCUAUGUGCCGUCUGCCAGCGCUCCUACGUCACCCUGUCCAGCCUGAAGCGGCACGCCAACGUGCACUCGUGGCGGCGGCAGUACCCCUGCCGCUACUGCGACAAGGUGUUUGCCCUGGCCGAGUACCGCACCAAGCACGAGGUGUGGCACACCGGCGAGCGCCGCUACCAGUGCGUCUUCUGCUGGGACACCUUCGUCACCUACUACAGCCUGAAGGCGCACCAGAAGGCGCUGCACGGCAUCAGCCCCGGCCUCAUCGCCUCCGAGAAGACCCCCAACGGUGGCUACCGGCCCAAGCUCAACGCGCUCAAGCUCUACCGCCUGUUGCCCAUGCGGGCGCACAAGCGGCCUUACAAGACCUACAGCCAGAGCCUGGCGGCUGACGGCCUCCAACAACCGCCGGCGGCUGCCUUUGUCACUCCGCGCCCGGCGGAGCCGGCAUCGGUCAUCGCCUACGGGCGACCCUCAGCCUCCGUCAUCGUGCACAGCGGCACCGCGACCGCCGCCGCCGCCACCACCGCCACAACCACCGCCUCCGUCAUCGCCUACAACGGCACGGCCGCGCAGCCCAGCUCACCACCCGCCUCGCCGCCGGUGAAGCCGAUGAAGAAGCAGGUGCUGCGUGACUACUUCGAGGCGCAACGUGCGGCAGCUGCGGCGGUGCCCACCACCCCCGGCACGGUGACACCAACAGCCGGCGUGACCACGGCCUCCGGGCGUACCAUGACCUACGUGGCCAAACCGGCCUACGUGGGGACGAGCAGCGAGAGCCGCGCCGCGCCGCUGUGCCAAAUCACCGUCCGCAUUGGCGAGGAGGCCAUCGUCAAGCGGCACAUCUCCGAGACCGACCUCCGCCUACAGCCGGAUGGCGGCACCGCAGCCACCACGACGGCCAGUGCCACGGGGUCACCCGCCUCGCGGCCCCGCGACAGCGCGGAGGAGGACAGCGAUGGCGAGGACCGGCUGUGGAGGCCGUACUACAGCUACAAGCCCAAGAGGAAGGGCGGCGGGAGCAACACCGCGACCAAAGGGCGGAAAUCCAGGUGGCGGCGGCCGCUGCGGGCGCUGCGUUGGGGGGCGGCUGACGGCGAGGAGGGGGGAAUGCGGGGGUCGCGGGGCAGCCCGGGGGGCACGGAGUGGAAGUACAGCUGUGGGGUGUGCGGGAAGCCUUUCUCGGCACUGAGGAAGCUGCGGAAGCACGAGCGGGGCCACGAAGGGGGACAGGCGGCGGUGGGGGGACUACAGGCGGCGGCGACAGGCAGCGGCGGGGUGACGGCGCGGGUGGGCCGGCGGCCGUCGCUGCGCUUUGCCUGUGAGCAGUGCGCCAAGGUGUGCAAAACUGCCGCCGCGCUGAGCCGGCACAACCGGCGACACUGGGGGACAACAAGCGGCACGGGGUCACCUGCCGGUGUCAUCGCCUACAACACUGCCGGGGAGGAGGAGGGCGAGACAGGCGGCGGUGACAGCCUGACACCAGGUGACAGCAUGGCGCUGGGCUGUGGUGGUAUCACAACGCCGGGUGAUGGUAGCGCUGGUCACGGUGACACCGUGACGGCUGGUUGUGGUGAGAAAGCUGCACUGGGUCACAGUGACACUGUCACAGCAGGUCGUGGUGACAAAGUGAUAGCAGGUCACGGUGACGAAGCGACACCCGGUGUUGGUGACAAAGUUCCACUGAGUCACAGUGACAAAACGGCACCGGGUCCUGGUGACAAAGCCACGCCGAGUGUUGGCAGCACUGUGACACCGGGUCCCGGUCACACUGUCACAGCAGAUCACGGUGACAAAACGACACCGUGUCGCGGUGACAAAGCCAUGCCAGGUCUUGGUGAUGCCGCAGCACCAGGUCCUGGCAGCACCAUCACUCCAAGUCACGGUGACGAUGCACCACCGGGUCUCGCCACACCGGCUCACGGUGACAAAACAACAGCACGGCACGGUGACAAAACAGCACCUGCUGCCACCCCCGUGUGGGCCGACAGCAGCGCCGUACCGCCGGCUCACGCUGACAGCACCACGCCGGGUGACAGCAGCAACACCGUGCCGGGUGACACCAUGGGUGACACCACGGGUGACGCCGUUGUCCCCCUCGGGCCUCCCUACCCCCCCCAGGAACACCCGUUGGCUCUCCUGGCACGGGCGGGGGCCGCAGAGGAGCUCGGGGGGGGUCCCAAACUCGGUGCCCCCCCCCCUCCGAGGCCGCCCCCUCCCCCCGCCCCUCCGGGCCCCACAUUUACGCUGCCCUAUGCCCCCACCCGGCUGUUGGCCGCCUACCCCUACCCCUUCGCCCUCCCCAUGGCGCUCCGCGUGGUCCUCCCCGAUGCUGAAGCGUUUUUGGGGACGACGACGACGACAACGACGAGGGGAGGGGGAACCCCAAAUCAACCCCCCCCUGCUGCCUCUGCUUUCGGCUUUCCCGGUGGGGAGGGACCCCAGAAAGGAGGGGGGAAAUGAGUGUGGGAGGGGGUGUCUGAGUUAAGGGGGGGGAGCUGAAUGUGUGGGGCAGAGAUAAGUUGGGGGGGGGGCGCCCCCUCCGCAGUGAGAUAUGGGGGGGGUCCCAUUGACAGAGGGGAAAUUCUGUUUGUGUGGGGCUCCCCCAUAGAAGUGGGGGCACAGAGAUGAGGGGAGGGCACUGCCCCAUAGCGGGGCGGGGGCUCAGAAGUAUGGGGGGGAUCCUGCCCCAUAGGGAACAAUGGGACCCAUAGGGCUGGGGAAGAGGGGCGUAGAGGACAUAGGACCUCCUCUCGACCCCCCCUCCCCCCAGAGAGGGGACCCCAAUAUUUUAUUUGGGGGGGGGGGGGGGGGAAAGAGAGGAGCUGGGGGUGCCACAGGGACCAGUAUGGGACUGGGGGGGCACUGGGUGUACUGGAGACCCCCAUACACCACCCCUCAUUUUGUGGGAACCCCCCCCAAUAUUACAGCCCCCCCUCAUCCCAGUCUUCCUAUAUUAUACCCCCCACCCCUUGUCUUCCUCCGC